AUGAGGAUGGAGUGCAGCACAUUACUGGGAGCGCUGUUGGCCCACCUCCCGUUUGCUGCCAGUCGGCUGCUCGACGGAGAGGAGGAGGAGGAGGAGGAGGAGGAGGAGGAGUUGGCAGCGGAGACACAGAGUCCUGGUCAUGAGUCUGGUCCUGGUCCUGGUUCUGUUCAGACCGGGGAUCUGACGUCUACAUGGACAGAGAGAUCUGGUUCUGAUGGCUCAGACAUCUGGAGCAGCUGUUGUCCAGCGCCCCCUACAGUGCGGAUCGUGCACUCAGGUCAGGCCUGUAACGUGGAGGAGGAGCGCUACACUGAGAGAGUGUACACCAUCAGAGAGGGAGAGACCCUGGAGCUGCAGUGUCUGGUGACGGGACACCCCCGCCCACAGAUUCGUUGGACUAAGACGGCGGGCGGAGCCUCGGACCGUCAGGGCGACUCCUCUCUGCACAACGAGACUCUGAGGAUAAAAACCAUCAGCCGCCACCAGGGGGGGCGCUACUACUGCAAGGCUGAGAACGGCCUGGGGUCUCCGGCCAUCCGCUCCAUACGAGUCGACGUCUACUACCUGGACGACCCGGUGAUAACGGUGCAUCAGAGCGUCGGUGAGGCGAAGGAGCAGUUCUACUUUGAGAGGACGGUGUUUCUUCGCUGUGUCGCCAACUCCAACCCACCUGUUCACUACACCUGGAGGAGAGGCAGGGAGGUGCUGACGCAGGGCGCCGACUCCGGGGUGGAGAUCUACGAACCGUUUUUUACACAGGGCGAGACGAAGAUCUUGAAGUUGAAAAAUCUCCGUCCUCAGGAUUACGCCGACUACACCUGCAUCUCCUCCGUCAGGAACGUCUGCGGCAUCGGAGACAAGAGCGCCCACUUCAGUCUGAGCAACAGGACGGCUCCUCCCUCCAUCAAACUCCUCCUGGACGACCCCCUGGUGGUGAACCCGGGGGAGACGAUCACUCUGGUGUGUGUGGCGUCGGGCGGAGACCCUCCCCCCACCCUGAUCUGGGUGAAGCCGGGAGGGGAGGAGCUCCCGAAGAGGUGCGUCGUCAACGGCGGCACCCUGACCAUCCCCGGCGUGACUGUUGAUGACGGCGGUGCCUACAGCUGUGUGGCGUCCAACAACGUGGGAAACCCCGCCAAGAAAUCCACCACCAUAUUAGUCAGAGGACUUCGUAAAGGUCGUUUCUGGAUCACGCCCGACCCUUACCACAACGACGACAACAUCCAGAUCGGCCGGGAGGUGAAGAUCAGCUGCCAGGUGGAGGCCACGCCGCCGGAGGAGCUGCAGUUCAGCUGGCUGAAGAACGGCCGGCCGCUGAGGAGCUCUGAGCGGAUGGUCAUCACCCACACCGACACCGACAUCUCGCCGGGCACCACCAACCUCGACAUCAUCGACCUCAAAUUCACCGACUUCGGCACCUACACCUGCGUGGCGUCGCUGAGAAACGGAGGAACCCCCGAGAUCAGCAUCGAUGUCAACAUCUCAUCCACCACAGUUCCCCCGGAGCUCACCGUCCCCAGGGGGCGCUCCCACCUCAUCGCUCAGGAGGGCGACACAGUGGACCUGCAGUGUCUGGUCUCAGGGAAACCCAAACCCAUCAUCCUGUGGUCUCGGGUGGAGGAGAGCGGCGCGGCGGCGGCAGCAGCUCUGAUGCCGGAUGGCUCGGCUCAGACGGAGAGCUACGACGGCGUCCUGAGGAUCAGCAACGUGACGAGAGAGAUGGGCGGGACCUACCGCUGCCAGACGAGUCAGUACAACGGCUUCAACGUGAAACCAAGGGAGGCCCUGAUCCAGCUGGUGGUGCAGUUCCCUCCGACCGUGGAGCCGGUGUAUACGGAGAUCCGUCAGGCUCUCGGCCGGGCGUUCAGCCUCACCUGCCGCCUGCUGCGAGCUCACCCGGCCCGCCUCCUGCGAUACGAGUGGAAGCUGGGCUCCCGCCUCCUCACUGUCGGACAGUUCAGCGACCAGAAAGACGACACCAGCUACCACGUCCGAGCUCUAAACCGAGAGGGCUACGGCGAGUACACCUGUGACAUCACCAACGAGGCCGGGGCGGGGCGCUGCACCUUCCUGGUCACGGGGAAGGCCUACGCUCCAGAGUUUUACUACGACACCUACAGCGCUCUGUGGCAGAACCGGCCCCGCGUCUACGGCUUCAAGCUGCAGUGGACUCAGAUGGAGCCCAACGCCGUGGACCGGAUCCUGGCCUACAGACUCGGCAUCAGACAGAUGGGUCAGUCUCGCUGGUGGGAGCAGGAGAUUCCCAUGGAGGGAACCAUCCAGAAGGGGGAGCUGUUGACCUACAACCUGACUGAACUCGUCAAACCUGAGUCCUACCUGAUCCGCCUCACCCCCAUCACCCGCUACGGGGAGGGAGACGCCACCGAACGCAUCAUCACAUACAGCGCUCCUGUCAACCCACAUCUCAGGGAGUUCCAGUGUGGUUUCGAGGACGAGGCGUUGUGUUUGUUCUCUCAGGACAAAACUGACGAGUUUGACUGGACACGUCACAGCGCCGCCACACGAGACACCAAAUACACCCCAAACACCGGGCCAAGCUCCGACCACAACGGCUCCAAGCAGGGUUUCUACAUGUACAUCGAGACGUCGAGGCCGAGGCUGGAGGGAGACAAAGCUCGGCUGCUGUCUCCCACCUUCAACAUGAACUCUAAGACCUCCUCCUCGUCCGCCGUCAGCAACAGCCCCACCUACUGCUUCGCCUUCUUCUACCACAUGUACGGGAAACACAUAGGAGCUCUGAAUGUGUUCCUGCGCCAGAAAGGUCAGACGGUGACGGACACUUCAGUCUGGAGUCUGACUGGUAACCAAGGAGACCGCUGGAGACAAGCCAAGGUCAACAUCCACCCAACCAUGGCCUUCCAGAUGGUGAUGGAGGGAGUCCGAGGUUCUGGUAUCGAGGGAGACAUCGCCAUCGAUGAUGUAACCAUCGAGGAGGGCGAGUGUAAAGACCCUCCACCCAACAAUCUAAGGUCUCUCGCCCCGCCCUCUUCGCCCCAUAUAUGGCAGCUGUGCAUCACUCUGAGUCUGGCUCUGAUGGGCCAGCAGAGGUGACCCCCUCCCCCCUGUACAC
Messenger RNA from Seriola dumerili (greater amberjack), 3091 nucleotides. Its product is annotated as MAM domain-containing glycosylphosphatidylinositol anchor protein 2-like. The transcript is spliced from 18 exons. Lineage: Eukaryota; Metazoa; Chordata; Actinopteri; Carangiformes; Carangidae. The record is from RefSeq and is a predicted model, not a curated record. Gene Ontology annotation, biological process: homophilic cell-cell adhesion. The coding region runs from base 1 to 3072 and encodes 1023 amino acids. Gene Ontology annotation, cellular component: plasma membrane. Gene Ontology annotation, molecular function: protein binding.